UUUGCCCGGUUUGAUAAUUGUACUUGUGAAUGUGACUGAGAUAAUGCCAAACAAGGAGUGUCAUGGAUAAUUAGUUGCUUUUUUUUUACGGAAAAGCGUGCGAUCGUGUAUUUUCAAGCGUACAAUAUUCCAUUGCAUCAAACAUGUCACGAGAGAGUAAAAGAAUUCUAAAACAAUUUCACAACUGUCGCAUUCUACGUAAUGGCAAAAUCUUGAUCGAAGAUUUAUGGGUUCGUGACGGAAAAAUCGUAGACCCUGAACAAAUUUUUUAUGACGAAAAAUCUAAACCAGAUAUUAGGAUUGACUGCGGAGGACUGUUGCUCUCACCUGGAUAUAUCGAUCUUCAAAUUAAUGGUGGCUUUGGUAUAGAUUUUACACAUAAUGUUGAUAAUGUACAAGAAGGUAUUAAUAAAGUAGCAAAAAAAUUAUUGGAGUUUGGUGUAACAUCAUUUUGCCCAACUUUAGUAACAUCGCCUAAAGAUACAUAUUACAAAGUAUUGCCACAGAUUAAGAAGAAAGAUGGUGGAAUGCAUGGAGCAACUGUAUUGGGCAUUCAUUUAGAAGGACCUUUCAUUAGUCCAAACAAAAAGGGAGCUCAUCCAGAAAAUUACAUUAAACAAUUAGAAAAUGGUUUUGAAUCGUUAAUUGAUAUGUAUGGUACUUUAGAAAAUGUAUGUCUUUUAACACUGGCACCAGAACUUCUCAAUGCUGAAAGAGUCAUCGAAGAAUUAUGUAGAAGAAACAUUAAGGUUUCUCUUGGUCAUUCUAUAGGAAAUUUACACGAAGGAGAAGCUGCUGUAAAAAGUGGAGCUUCAUUUAUCACUCAUCUUUUCAAUGCAAUGUUACCAUUUCACCAUAGGGAUCCAGGAUUAGUUGGCCUUUUAACAUCUGACAAAAUUCCAGAAGGAAGGAUUAUUCACUAUGGUAUAAUUGCAGAUGGAAUUCAUACUCAUCCUGCAGCAUUGCGUAUAGCUCACAGAACACAUCCUGAAGGACUUGUUUUAGUAACUGAUGCGAUAUCAGCACUGGGUUUGGAAGAAGGUAUACACAAACUAGGACAAUUUAAGAUAGAAAUGCGUAUGGGAAGAGCAUAUAUUGCUGGAACAGAUACUUUGUGCGGUAGUACAGCAGAAAUGUCAAAGUGCGUCCGUCUUUUUAAAGAAGCGACAGGAUGUUCGAUAGUAGAGGCAUUAGAAGCUGCAACUCUCCAUCCAGCAAAGACUCUUGGUAUUGAAGAAAUGAAAGGAGUUUUGAACUAUGGGGCAGAUGCUGAUUUAGUAAUGUUAAAUGACAAUUUGGAAUUGUUAUCCACUUGGAUUUCAGGAAAAUGCGUUUAUACUCGAGGUGAUAGUAAAAACUACAGGAAAACUGACUGUCAUCAUUAUGCAUUUUGAAUGCCUUAAUGAAAGUACUUCGUUUACACAAAAG
Molecule: messenger RNA, 1428 nt
Organism: Dufourea novaeangliae
Lineage: Eukaryota; Metazoa; Arthropoda; Insecta; Hymenoptera; Halictidae
Product: putative N-acetylglucosamine-6-phosphate deacetylase
Exons: 7
Coding region: 144-1394 (416 amino acids)
Biological process (GO): N-acetylglucosamine catabolic process
Molecular function (GO): N-acetylglucosamine-6-phosphate deacetylase activity
Source: RefSeq, a predicted model, not a curated record